AUGCGCGGCAUCCUUGCCCAACCAGUCCGGCUCGCGCGGGUUGUGCGCCCUGCGCCCCGCGCCGUGCUGCAGCCUUCCGUCCGCUGCGCGCCGCGGACACCAAGCGUCCUCUCGCACCUGCCCAAGCGGCCGUUCUCGACUUCCGGCCCGAAACGCUCCCGCUACGACAGAUGGGACCCGUACGGUGGACAGGGGCAGCCGGGCGGCGGGCGCCAGAACGUCCAGAACUACGUCAAGCGACGCCUCGGCGGCGACCGUGGCGUCAAGAUCUACGCGAUCGGAAUCGGCGUCGCCCUUAUUUACUAUGUGUGCCACCUCGAACGUGUUCCGGAGACGGGAAGACUGCGGUUCAUGGACUGCUCCGUCGACCAGGAGACUGAGAUUGGACUGGCGACCUACCAGGAGACGAUGCAGCAGUUUGGUGGCCAGAUCCUCUCGCCGAAUCACCCCAUCUCGAAGCGCGUGCGGCACAUUGCGACCCGCAUCGUCGAGGGCAACAACCUAGGCAAGAUGAAGCAGGGCCACUCGCUCGGCGCCGUCGAGGGACCGGGAUGGGGACAAGACCUCGAGUACAUCUUCGGCGAGGGCGUGCGCAAGAACCGCAACCCGAACCUCCCCGCAGACCUGAAUGAGUGGGAGGUGUACGUCGUCGACGACCCGAAGACGCAGAACGCUUUCGUCAUUCCCGGAGGCAAGAUCUUCGUCUUCACUGGCAUCCUGCCCGUUUCUGGCAAUGAUGACGGACUCGCUACUGUCAUGGGACACGAGAUCGCGCACGUCGUCGCCCGCCACGGUGCCGAGCGCAUGUCCCAGAUGAAGGUUCUGUUCGGUGUCUCACUCCCCAACUCGCGCACGAACGAGACCGAGGCCGACAACAUCGGUCUGAAGCUGAUGGCACGCGCGUGCUACAACCCGGCCGAGGGACCUCACGUCUGGGAGCGCAUGACCGAGGUCGAGGGCAUGCGCGGCGGCAACAACCUCGACUUCAUGUCGACGCACCCUGCGUCUAAGAAACGCAUUAAGGCCCUGCGCAAGGAGCAGCCCGAGGCCAUGGCCGAGCGCGAGAAGCACUGCGGUGCCGCUGAGGCCGCCAUGGAUGGUGGAUUCCGCGACCAGCUCGGAGGAUGGACCAAGAACAACAACACGCCGGUGUGGGCUUAG
Trichosporon asahii var. asahii CBS 2479 is the source of this 1161-nucleotide messenger RNA. RefSeq lists its product as uncharacterized. Gene Ontology annotation, cellular component: mitochondrial inner membrane. Lineage: Eukaryota; Fungi; Basidiomycota; Tremellomycetes; Trichosporonales; Trichosporonaceae. Gene Ontology annotation, biological process: mitochondrial protein processing; protein quality control for misfolded or incompletely synthesized proteins. The record is from RefSeq and is a predicted model, not a curated record. The transcript has 4 exons. Gene Ontology annotation, molecular function: metalloendopeptidase activity. Bases 1 to 1161 code for a protein of 386 amino acids.